Aricia agestis (brown argus) is the source of this 7437-nucleotide messenger RNA. It is a transcript of the gene Rme-8, whose product is annotated as dnaJ homolog subfamily C member 13. The transcript is spliced from 39 exons. The coding region runs from base 133 to 6726 and encodes 2197 amino acids. The record is from RefSeq and is a predicted model, not a curated record. Gene Ontology annotation, biological process: receptor-mediated endocytosis; regulation of early endosome to late endosome transport; endosome organization. Gene Ontology annotation, cellular component: endosome membrane. NCBI's taxonomy places the organism in Eukaryota, Metazoa, Arthropoda, Insecta, Lepidoptera, Lycaenidae.
GAUUGGUCGGCCCAUUUUUAUGCUUUAUAAUUUUUACGUUUUCCUCUAAUGUUUUGUGUACUAUGUUGAUAAUACAACAUAUUAGAUAAAACUGCAAACUUCAGUAAUUCAUGCUAUCAUUGAAAUGUUAAGAUGAUUCCGAUAAAGGAUAACCAAGAUGUGGCAUCUUUUCUUGUCACAAAACAUUCCUGGAAGGGAAAAUACAAGCGGGUUUUCUCCAUCGGGACCCUUGGAAUUACGACAUACAACCCAGACCGACUGGAGGUGACCAACAAAUGGCUAUACUCGGACGUCAUCACAAUAGCCUCAGCAAAACAUUCCAACUCAACAGCCAACCAUGACUUCACUCUGGUUACGAAGAAAGAUAAAAAAGUAGAUUCUAUGAAAUUCUCUUCAGAACACAAGUGCUUAAUACUCACAGAGGCAUUUAAAUAUCGGAAUCACUUUGCUGAAAAGCCCAAGGAUAUAUUGAGAUUUCAAGCAUACAAACAUCAUUGGAGUGGUACAAGACUGCCAGUGGUUUUGGAAGUAGGUCCCUGCUCCCUAGAGCAGUUGGAUCCCUCAACACACUCUCAACUAGCCAGUUAUCCGUACCACGACAUACAUGGCAUCCUGCCAGUCCGAGAUGUAGUCGGUGGAUUUGUUUUGGCUAUUGGUGGGUACAGCCGACUUCACCAUUUCUCAAAUGCCAACGAUCAUCAAGUAAUAAUAAGCAAGAUGUUGGAAAUGGCAAAUCUGACUCUCAGUAUAUCAAUCAAAGUUCUUUCAACUACAAUAACCCAGGAUGAUUACCACAAUCAAAGAUUUGGGAAAUACAGCGGCGACGAGCACCAGACGUCCCUCAGUGAGUUCAUGGUGCACAAAGUGGUUCCCGCGCGCCACAUGGAGCCGAUGCGCCGCACGCUCUGUCUGUCUGACACCUGCAUACUGGAGAGAGACCCGCAGACAUACUCUGUGGUAUGUCUCCGUCCCCUGAGCGACGUGUUCGCCCUGGUCCGCGACCCCGACCACCCGCAGCGGUUCUCGGUUGAGUACGUCAACGGACAAGUACGCACAUACCUCGCCGGUGAAAGGGACGCACUGCUAGCGUCGCUAGUAGAAGGUGGGCGGGGGGCGGGGCAGCGCGACGUACACGUGCGGUCGCGCCGCACGCCGCGCGGGUUGCGGCUCGGCCCGCUGCACCUGCCUGUCGAUGAGGAGACAGAGUCUAAUCAUCUCAGGCUGUUCCUAAACCCAGUGGGCAUGGCGCGCGCCGAGGUGCUGGAACGUUUCAACGCCAACGUCGGCUACAGCGGCCUGAUAUACUCCGUCAGUCAGGAUGCCCGUCCUCUGUUGUGGCUGUUUCUAACGUGGGAUCUUCGUCUCUUCGCGGAGAACAAAGAGAAGUUAAUAACUGGGGCUCUGACAGCACUAAUGUCGAGCGCGCCGGCCGGGGCCAACCUGUCCCUGAGCGAGCUAGAAGCACAGUUCCACGCUUUGAGGAGACUGUGUGCCAGUAAAGUGGGCUUCGCUGCCUUCACUACAUUGCCGGGGUUACGCGAGUGGGUGGGGUCAGCGGUCGUGAGCGCGUUGCGUCGCGACGCCGCUGCGGGCGCGCACGCGGCGCUAGAAGCGGUGUGCGCGCUGUUACAGCCGAUGCACGCUGAACCCGAUCUACGCCAGGAGCAGCUGAAUAAAGCGAGUAUGCUCGCCUCGCCGCCCUUCUUAGAUGGAUUGCUGUCGAUGUGGGCGCGACAUGUGUCAGCGGGAACGGGCGCGCUGGUGGUGGCGGCCAUGUUGGAUUUCCUGACGUUCGCGCUGUGCGUGCCGUACAGCGAGACGACGGACGGCAAACAGUUCGACCAGCUGCUGGAGAUGGUCGCGAACAGGGGACGGAUCAUAUUCAAGUUGUUUGAGCACCCCUCACUGGCUAUUGUACGCGGUGCUGGUCUCGUUGCGCGCGCGCUGGUCGAAGAAGGCGCGUGCGGCGUUCGCGUGCAAGCACUAGCUCUAGCCGAAGCGGCUUUACCGCGGCAUCUGCUGGCCGCGCUGUGGGCGCCGCCGCGGCUGCACCACCGCCACCUGGCGCGACACCUGCUGGCGCUGUGGACCGCCGAUCACCCGCCCGCCAUGGAGCUGCUGCGCCGCAUCAUGCCGUCAGGUCUGCUAGCGUUCCUGGACUCGGCGGACGCGCCGCCGGCGUGGGAGGAGCGCGAGCCGGAGCGGGACAACCUGCAGCUCGCUCAGGCGACGGUGAAGCAGCGCGCGCCGCACUGGGAGGCGAUUGAGCGACAGGUCAAAUACGUGGAGAAACAUAUUGAGCAUUACGCAUCUUUAGCUCUACAACAUUGGGCGCUGAAAACCCGCGGCAAUGAUCCGCGCAAGGAGCUCAAAGACAGGCCGGUUGUGUUGCGGCGGCGGCGCGAGAGGGUCAAGUCCACAGCCAACUGGCCGAUGUUCUACUACCAGUUCCAUAGAGACCACGCGCUACCCAACCUUAUAUGGAACCAUACGACGCGAGAAGAGUUACGAACAGCCCUGGAGAGCGAACUACGCGCGUUCACAGCGGACCGCGAGGCGGCGGGUGCGGCGCUUACGUCGUGGAAUCACGCGGAGCUAGAGUUGCAUUACCGCUGCCUGCAGGACGAGGUCCGCGUCGGCGACUACUACCUGCGAAUACUGCUGGAGCAGCGCGACAACGUCGAUAGUCCUAUACGCAAGUCGUACGAGUUCUUCAACGACCUAUACCACCGGUUCCUCUCGACGCCGAAGGUGGAGAUGAAGUGUAUGUGUCUGCAGGCGAUGUCUAUAGUCUACGGACGAUACUACGACGAUAUCGGCCCGUUCGCGGACACCAAGUAUAUCGUACAGAUGUUGGAUCGUACGUGCGACAGAAUGGAGAGAGACAGACUAGUUCAGUUCGUGUCGAAAUUGAUUUUACACAAGAGGAACGUGAGCGAAAUAUUAGAAUGGAAUGGUAUUAGAAUCCUAGUAGACCUCAUGACGCUAGCUCACCUCCACACGUCGCGCGCCGUGGUGCCGACGCAGACCAACGUAAUUGAGGGUCCCGCAGCCAGCACUGACGGUGAUCGAGAGUGGUAUUACAACGUGGAGCAGGGGGACAAGGUCACGAGGAAGGGACCUGUGAGCUUCCACCAGCUCAAGGAACUAUACAAGUCUGGGGAGAUAACGAACAAGACGAAAUGCUGGGCGAAUAGCAUGGAGGGCUGGCGGGCUCUAGGCGGCGUCCCGCAGCUGCGGUGGAGCCUGGCGGCGCGCGGCACGCCCGCCAUGACGGAGACCGACCUCGCCGCCACCGUGCUCGACCUGCUCAUCACCGCCGCCAGAUACUAUCCCAGCAGGGACGAAGAAGACGCCAUAAUAAGGCCAUUACCAAAAGUGAAAAGAUUGUUGUCUGAACCGGCGUCUUUAGCGCAUAUCGUCCAGUUGCUUUUGACUUUCGACCCAAUACUGGUGGAAAAGGUUGCAACACUUUUGUACGAAAUAAUGCAAGACAAUCCGGAAAUAUCGAAGUUAUACCUCACGGGAGUUUUCUACUUUAUGCUGCUUUAUACGGGCUCGAAUCUGCUACCCAUCGCGAGAUUUUUGCGGUUGACUCACAUGAAGCAAGCCUUUAGAGCGGACCAAAGUUCCUCAGACAUAAUUCAGCGUUCGAUACUCGGUCAGCUGUUGCCUGAAGCGAUGGUGUGUUAUCUGGAAAACCACGGCGCGGAGAAGUUCGCACAGAUAUUCCUCGGCGAGUGGGACACGCCCGAGGCGAUAUGGAACUCGGAAAUGAGACGCCUCCUAAUAAUGAAAGUGUCCGCCCACAUCGGGGAGUUCACGCCCCGUCUACGCGCACACGUCGCCGCCCGCUACCCCUACCUCGCUUGCCCGGCCGUCUGCUAUCCGCAGCUGCGCUCCGAGCUGUUCUGCCACAUGUUCUACUUGCGACACCUGUGCGACGAAUCACGGUUCCCGGAUUGGCCGAUACCGGAUCCGGUGGAGCUCCUAAAAGAAGUGUUGGAGGCGUGGCGUCGUGAGGUCGAGAAGAAGCCGGCUUCGAUGACGGCGGAGCAGGCGUACGCGGCGCUCGGGUUGACGCCGACGGCGGGCGACGAGGCGGCCGUGCGACGCGCUUACUACCGCCUGGCGCAGCAGUACCAUCCUGACAAGAAUCCUGAGGGCCGGGAUCGCUUUGAAGCCGUGAACCAAGCGUACGAGUUUCUAUGCAGUCGCAACUUGUGGACAGGCGAGGGACCCAACACGAAUAAUAUACUGCUCAUACUACGCACACAGACUAUUCUAUUCAAGAGAUACUCGGACGUUCUCGCGCCGUACAAGUACGCGGGGUACGGGCAGCUGCUGCGGACGGCGCGGCUGGAGACGGAGGCGGAGGCGCUGUUCGCGGACCGCGCACCGCUGCUGCCUGCCGCCGCGCAGCUCGCGCGCGCCACCGUCGCCUGCUCCGCGCUCAACGCCGAGGAGCUGUGUCGCGAGGGCGGCCUGCAGGUGCUGAGCGCGGCGCUAUCACGCUGCGUGGGCGUGGUGGGGUCGAGCGGCGCGGCGUCGGAGGUGUGUGCGGCGUGCGCGCGCUGCUUCGCCGUGGCCGCGCGCUUCCCCACCUGCCGCGCCGCUGCCGCCGCCCUGCCCACGCUCGCCUCGGACCUCAUACCGCUCGUGAAACGCACGGAGUUGGGCGACACGUCAUGCGCGGGCGCAGAAGCGAUGGCGGCGCUGGCGGCCGAGCCGAGUAUACGCACGGCGCUAGCGGACGCGGGCGCGCUACACGUGUUACUGCCAGCGGCCCUGCGAUACGACUACACGCUCAGCGAGAGCGGCCUUGGGAACGAUGUGCCGAGUGAACAGGAGGUGGCGAACCGUCUUGCGACACAAAGUAUAAUAGCCCUGGCGGCGAUGUACGGCCCGCACGCGGAGCGCUCGGACGCUGACGAGCGUAUACGUACGGCGCUACACACGCUGCUCACGCCGUACUUGUGCGAGAAGCUGGCCGCGCCGGACACGCAUGAGCUCCUCAAGACGCUAACGUCUAACUGGCGUACGCCGUAUCUAGUGUGGGACAACUCGACGCGGGCGCAACUGCGUGAGACAUUACGGGCGUGUGCGAACAAUAUAGACGGGCCGCUGGUACCGCCUUUUACUUACUCCGCGCAUGAUCAACUGUUGGUUGUGGGCGGAGUCUAUGUGGGGAUAUACAAUGAGCAGCCGGACUUUACUAUUGAGAACCCUCAGCAAUUCGUCAUCGACUUAUUGGAGUUCCUUCACACGGAGACACAGCUGGAAAUGACAGAAGAACGCAUCGAAAACAUGACCAGUGCACUCAACGCCCUUGCCAAUUGUAUUAUAAAGAAUCCUGGCGCAGAGCUACAGUGUAUCGGUCGUUUCGGCGUCAUAUUCGGUCUGCUGUCGUUGGCUGCGGCGCGCGGGGCGGCGCUGCGAGCGCUGCGGUCGGCAGCGGGCGCGCGGGCGUGCGUGGAGGACAUUGCGGCUGCGGCGUUACUCGGACACCUACUGCCGUUGCUGGCUAGACCCGCCCCGGACGAAGCGCUGGCAGCGCUGACCGCGUUGUUGGCGAACACGGCGCUCGUUAGAGAGGCGUUGGCUAAAGGAGCUGUGAUAUACCUAUUAGAUUUAAUUUGUAAUAGUAAGAUACCGGAAACUAGAGAAGCCGCAGUGGAGGUACUCGCUAGAAUGAUGGCUGACAAACUGCACGGACCUAAGGUGCGUUUGACGGUGUCGCGUUACGUACCUGGCGUGUUCGCGGAGGCGGCGCGCGAGGCGGGCGCUGCGGCGGCGUUACACGCGCUCGACUCCAACCACGAACAUCCGGAACUUGUGUGGACGGACGACGCUCGCGAGCGUGCGCGCUCGCACAUCGCGAUGCUCAGAGACAGACACUACAACAAUCAGUUGCGCGAUCCGUCCGCCAUCUUCGAGGAUCGUGAGGCUUCAGAGCGCGAGGUAGAAUGGGCGCCGGCGGGCGAGAUCAUCGUCGGCGGGGUCUACCUGCGCCUGUAUCUACAGAACCCGCACUGGGCACUCCGCAGCCCUAAACGGUUUCUACAGGAACUGCUCAGUGAGACGCUGACCUCGCUCUCUAAGGACGCCAGUGAGGGUAGUCGCGGCGAAGUAUGUGCGUGCGCAUUAGCGACGUUGCUACGUGCGCGCCCGCCAUUAGCGGAUGCGUGCGCGGCGCUCGGCGAGUUACCCCGAUUAGCAAGAUUGCUGCCCGCUGCGCCGAAACAUAUCGUACCUGUGUUGGCUGCGAUAGCUGAGUCACAGGCAUGUGUAGUCGCUCUCAGCGAUACGGACGUGAUGUUGGGCGUCAAGACCGCAGUGAAAACGUGUCGCGAGUCCGUGGGCGGAGCGUGUGAGGCGCUCGCGGCUAUGUUCAGUUGUAACGCGAAUACUGAUAAACUGGUGUUACAGGCGCUAGAAGUGGAUCUCAUCGGCGAGCUAAUAUCUCUACUAGAGAGCGGGCUAGCGGGCGGGGCGGCGGCGCGCGCGGUCAACGCCCUGAAGGCGAUGGGGCGGAGCCCGGCGCACGGCGAGCGUGUACGUGCAGAGCUCGCGCGCCGCCCCGCCUGGGAACGGUACGCGGCGCAGCGACACGACCUGUUUAUUGCGGCGCCGCAGCGAAACGCUUUAGCUGGAACACCUCAAACUGCGGGCUACCUGACGGCGCCGCCGGCCGCGCCGCCUGCAGUGCCGCCGCCUAUCGACUGAGUGAGGUGACACUGACCAUAGACUAUAUUAUGCCACAGAUUAUAUUAUGAAUAAUAGUAUCAUACGAUAGACCAUAGAUAAAAGAUAAGAGAUAUGAUACCAUAGACAAAAGACUAAAGAGAAAUUCGUACAUUGAUCUUUUGGCCUAACAUACUUGCCAUGUUAUAGUGCAGUUUACUGGCGAUAAUUUUUUUAGACUUAUUUGAUUCUAUGUGAAUCGUUGGUCAAAAUGUCACGCCUUUUUUUCCUACACACAAUGAAUGAGAGAAACAGAGAUAAAGUAUUCUAUCCAUAAUUAAUUUCAACGGCGAUGAUUGGCACAACAAUAUUAUUAUGCUAGUGUAAUAGUGUGUCAAUGUACUAAUUUCGGUUUUAGUGACUUCUAAAUGUCUGCCUGCGUGUACCUUGUGCGAUUAAAAAUGGCGCCGUACCACAGACAAUAGAGCUGCGUAAAAGCAGUGAUCUCUUCUGAUUGCAAAUAUUAUGUGUGUAUUGUUUUUUAAUCUGUAUUAAAUAUAAACGACCAAGAGCUCGUUUUGGAGUGUCAUUGAUGGUAUUCGUAAUUUGGUCAGCUUUCCUUACAACUAGGUUAAAACUUAAAAGCUUUAUGUGUGAUAGUACUUUGGAAAAUACCAUUUAGAGCCAUAAUAUAAUACUUUUAUUAAAAUUAUUUUAUACAUUUUUUGUAGACAUAAAAUGUAACUCAAUGUA